Protopolystoma xenopodis is the source of this 267-nucleotide messenger RNA. Lineage: Eukaryota; Metazoa; Platyhelminthes; Monogenea; Polystomatidea; Polystomatidae. The record is from the annotation of a GenBank genome assembly.
AUGUUACUUGGAAAAUUCUACUUUGGCUUCUGUUACGAGACCUCAAGCGUUACUUUCCACCCGCCGCCUUGGAUCUCUGAAGCCAUCCUAGGCCUCGCAACUUUUCACACUCCGUUCCCAAUGUCUACGCCUCUGCGAGCGUCCACGCUUGCUGAGGAGAAGCAGAUCAACCUUCCUUUCGUCUGGAAUUCCAGCAAAUGUGAACAAUCAAUGCACCAAAGUUUGGCAAUGAUCGGAGUUGCCUGUGUUUAUAUUCGAGCGUUGUGA